AUGCCGCGCGUCCCGCUUCCACUGCUGGACAUAGGCCUCCCCAAAGGCACGCUACAGAGCACCAUUUUCCCCUUUCCUCAUCCAGCCACUAACAGCGACCUUUCUCAGGUCAUCGGUCCACCUGGCACCUAUUUCGCUACAUUCAGUUCGAAAAGUGAGGACGAUCUUUUAGGCCAAUAUUUGGCUAGGUGUAGCGAAACGGCUUGCUACUCAUUUCCUCAGCGCUACGAUGGUGGAGGCAGCGAUGGC
Iphiclides podalirius (scarce swallowtail) is the source of this 249-nucleotide messenger RNA. NCBI's taxonomy places the organism in Eukaryota, Metazoa, Arthropoda, Insecta, Lepidoptera, Papilionidae. The record is from the annotation of a GenBank genome assembly.